GUUAGUUAACCAGAGAGAUCGAUUCGAUCCAUUCAAGGAUCCAAACCCUUCUUCUUCCUCUCCGCCAGACUCCUCCCACCCGGAGGCCAUGGAUCCAGGCCCAAACCCUACCCCCGACGACAAGGGCCUCGCCGCGCUCUCCCUCCGCGCCCCCGCCGCGCUGCCCCCGGACUUCGCCGCCGUCCCCGAGAUCGAGGAUGAGGAGGAGGAGGAGGACGACGACGAAGGGUAUUUCACGGCCGCGUCCAGGGGCGGGAGCAGCAGCACGGCCGCAUGGAAGGAGGAGAUGGAGGGGCUCGAGGAGGAGGAGGAGGAGGAGGACGGCCCGCCCAGCCCCAGCAGCAGCGGCUACGCCGGCGAGCGGGGUAGCAGCCUCGCCUCCAGCGCUGCCGGCGGCGCCGGCAUCGAGGAGCCCGACCACCACGACGUGGACGCGCCACAGCCGCACGGCCCGGGCGCCGAGGACUGGGCGCGCGACAAGAAGCACGCCGACGAGGACGAUGCUUCAGCUUCUUGGAGGAAGAGGAAAAAACAUUUCUUCAUUUUGAGCAAUUCCGGCAAGCCAAUAUACUCUAGGUAUGGAGACGAGCACAAACUAGCUGGAUUUUCUGCUACAUUGCAAGCGAUUGUUUCCUUUGUUGAGAACAGUGCUGACCAUAUCAAAUUUGUGAGAGCUGGAAAACAUCAGAUAGUUUUCCUUGUCAAGGGUCCAAUAUACUUAGUUUGUAUUAGCUGCACUGAAGAGUCAUAUGAAGGAUUGAGGGGCCAACUAGAGCUCAUGUAUGGUCAGAUGCUGCUUAUUUUGACAAAGUCAGUCAACAGAUGCUUUGAGAAGAAUCCCAAAUUUGAUAUGGCACCGCUACUAGGUGGCACUGAUGCAGUUUUCCUAUCUCUUAUACGUGCAUUCAGCUGGAAUCCUGCUACAUUUCUUCAUGCAUACACAUGUCUUCCCCUUGCCCAAGCAACCAGACGAGCUGCUAGCGCAGUUUUGCAGGACAUUGCCGAUUCAGGAGUUUUGUUUGCAUUGUUGAUGUGUGAGCACAAGGUUAUUAGUCUCGUGGGAGCACAAAAGGCUACUUUGCACCCGGAUGAUAUUUUACUUCUUGCAAAUUUCAUAUUGUCCUCUGAGUCUUUUAGGACUUCGGAGUCUUUUUCACCCAUAUGCCUGCCAAGAUACAAUCCUAUGGCCUUCCUAUACGCUUACGUUCACUUUUUUGAUGAAAAUACAUACUUGACUCUGCUUACUACGAGACCAGAUGCAUUUUAUGAUCUGAAAGAUUCAAGGGCCCGCAUACAAGAUGUUCUCUUGAAAGCAAAUGUCCUUCUUGAAGUCCAAAGAUCUUUGCACGAGAAUGCAUUGCGUGUUGAAGAUGUGCCCGUUGAACUGUCUUCUCAAUCUACAUCACUGCCUGCACAGUCUUCUCAAGGGAAUUCUCAAUCUUUGUCCUCUGAAAUGGCAAUUGGCGGACCAGCCGGACUUUGGCAUUUUAUAUAUAAAAGCAUCUAUCUUGACCAGUAUGUAUCAUCUGAGUUUGCCUCGCCCAUUAGAAAUCCAAAGCAGCAGAAGAGAUUGUACAAAGCUUAUCAGAAGUUCUAUGCUUCCAUGCACGAUAAAGCAAGUGGUCCACACAGAACUCAAUUCAGAAGAGACGAGGAUUAUGUUUUAUUUUGCUGGAUAACCCAGGAUUUUGAGCUAUAUGCAGCCUUUAAUCCACUUGCUGACAAGACUCAAGCGAUCAAGAUAUGCAAUAGAGUAUGCCAAUGGAUCAGGGAUUUAGAAAAUGAAAUAUUCGUAUACGGAGAAAGCACCCUUGCCUGGUGAUAUUUUGUCUUGCAAUACCAUCACUGUUGGGGAGAUAUAUGAGGGAUUAGGUUUGUCUCUGUAACAUCCUCACAAAAGCGAUGCUUUUAUUGAUGGCCCGAGACAAUUUCUAGCCAGUUGUUGGUUUCACUGUAUCAUGUUGCUGUGAUCAAUGCCAUUUUCUCAUUUCCAUAUAUGCUCCUUCUGUAAGCAUCUAAUUCCUCCAAUGCGAUCUUCUUUCCAUCAAAUGUAGCUCGAAGUUGUAUUGUAUCAUUUUGAUAUGUUCCAUCAA
Messenger RNA from Brachypodium distachyon (stiff brome), 2093 nucleotides. RefSeq names its product vacuolar fusion protein MON1 homolog. Gene Ontology annotation, biological process: protein targeting to vacuole; vesicle-mediated transport. NCBI's taxonomy places the organism in Eukaryota, Viridiplantae, Streptophyta, Magnoliopsida, Poales, Poaceae. The coding region runs from base 89 to 1822 and encodes 577 amino acids. The record is from RefSeq and is a predicted model, not a curated record. The transcript is spliced from 15 exons.